AGUCGUCUUCACGUGUCACAAGACCGUCAUCUGAUUUACCUUAUCUUCGCAGAGUAUGAUGAUAAGUAUAUUCAGUAUCUCAAUAAUUCAUUGCCACCUGGAUCACCACGCCCGUUUCUCAAGAUGCAUGAAUUUGGUCCCUGGAAUACAUUGAAUCGAAGCGACAUGGAGAACCUUGGCGGAAUUCUUCUUGCGAUCGCCUUGCGUGCCUAUGCAGAGGCCAACCCGAGUACUUGA
This is a messenger RNA of Aspergillus costaricaensis CBS 115574, 237 nucleotides long. RefSeq lists its product as uncharacterized. The record is from RefSeq and is a predicted model, not a curated record. Lineage: Eukaryota; Fungi; Ascomycota; Eurotiomycetes; Eurotiales; Aspergillaceae. The annotation marks the transcript as partial. The transcript has a single exon.